UCCGGCUUAGCGAUUUAAAUAUGGUGCAUUUUAAAAAAUAGAACACGUGUUUACAUCGAUCAAAAUUGUACACAAAAUUUACAAGAUGAAAUUCACAAAAUUUAUUUCCAGUAUUUUUUUAAUGAUAGCUUUUGUCUCGGCGCGUAACUGGGAUUUCGAGAAAUCCAUAUUUUGCACAGGCCGACUACUGCACGAUGUCCAGAUGUUGGAGUUGCUUGGCGGCCAAAGGGAGUUCCUCGAGUUAAAGCUAAAGAGAUCCGGAGAGGCGGUAAUGCGGAGCUACAGAGACUUAAGGCCUAAGAUCAAAAUCAAACAGCCCGAAGGGAGGGAAGCGUUGAAAGAGUUUAUCACGAACAAUUUUCAAAACGUGACCACCUUGGAACCGCACGUACCGAUCGAUUGGAAGUCCCAGUUUCCGUUACUUCACCUGGUCAACGAUAAUCAAGCAAGAGAUAUGCUCAGGAGAAUGAACAGGAAUUUGAUCAAGUUCAGUAGGGUGAUGAAAAGUGAGGUCAGAGAAAAUCUCACCUUGUACUCUUACCUCCCGGUGCCCUUUCCGUUUUUCAUCGCCUAUUUGAACGAAAAUCAGCUUACGUAUCGGGACAGUUAUUGGGUGAUGGAAGCUCUUUUGGCUUGCGACAUGUUAAAAUCUGCAAAACGGCUCCUAUUGAAUCUGAUCAGUUUGGUGGUCGAGGUGGGUCACGUACCUCCUGAAAACAGGAUAUUUUUCGUCAACAGGUGUGCACCGCCUAUCCUCCCGCUUAUGCUGCAUAGAUACUUCCAGGAAACGAAAGACUUUAAAUUCGUGAAAAAAUACUUUCGGGCCGUGGAGCACGAUUAUCUGCACUGGUUCGGAGAGAGGUCCCAGAUCGUCCGCACUCCUUUUCACAUAUUUCUCUGCGUCACCGAAGAGAAGGAACGGCUUCGCUUACCAAGACCGGAAAAAUACUUGGAAGACAUGACAUUCAAAAAGAAGCCGCCGAGGGGUGAUCUUGAUUUUUCUUUCGUCUGGUGGGACUCUCCACCGCCGGUUUCGACCGUUUCCAUACGCAGCACUUCCAUCACCGAGUGGUCGGCGAGAGUGCUUGCGGAGUUUUCGAAAGAGUACGGCUCUUACGAUCAUGUCGACAUGUACUACAACAUCUCCAAGCAAAUGGUCAAUACCAUCGAUAACCUACUUUACACUAGUGAAGGCGGGUGGAAGAGCUUCGAUCCGAAGAAAGGUCAAGUCGGGCGAUUAUCUCUCUGGCCUGUGUACAGUGGGAGCCACGAGCUCAUCAAUUCAGACGUCUUACCUGACCCGAUAACCGCUGAAGAAUACCUCAUAGCAGUACGGAUAUUACUGUCGAAUGGAAGGGUUAAUGACGCUCGUGAGCUCGCGACCAAGUGGGUGCUCAUCCAGAGGGGGCAGGCGGACACCAGUCUCAUAAACACCUGUGUAACUAUACUUAUGAUAAAACACUUCCCCGAGAUUAGCAUACCGCCUGAGACAGAAGACAUCAACUAUCUAAAUCCAAUCUGCGCAGUCACCUCUAUUCUUCUUAUACUUUUCAACUUGUACUCUACAAUCGAAAAACUAGUUUUGACCAUUUUCUAGGCAAAGUAUAUAUACAUACGAAAGAA
Molecule: messenger RNA, 1623 nt
Organism: Cimex lectularius (bed bug)
Lineage: Eukaryota; Metazoa; Arthropoda; Insecta; Hemiptera; Cimicidae
Product: trehalase-like
Exons: 2
Coding region: 86-1597 (503 amino acids)
Biological process (GO): trehalose catabolic process
Molecular function (GO): alpha,alpha-trehalase activity
Source: RefSeq, a predicted model, not a curated record